UUUCCCACAAUAACUAGCAGUACCGUGUCAUGUUAAAAGCAGAAGCUGAAGCUUAUACACCUACGCGUUUGACGGAAGGAAACGUGGAUCCAAAUACUGUACAAAACGCUAAUUUGCAGUUUCAAAAGGCCAUAACCAAACAAGGAAGAACGAAAACGUUGUUCAUGAAAUGAUAAUUUCCAGCGUUCCCGCCAUAACAUUAAACCUACAACAUCACUCAUCAAAUCCACAUUCCACCUCUAACGAUCCCUACCUUCGUAGAAACGUGAUUUCACUUCUUCUCAAGAACCGCAGGAACCCCAAACAUGUUCAAUCAAUUCACGGCCACGCCAUAAAAACAGGAACUUCACAAGACCCUUUUGUGGCCUUCGAACUUCUUCGGCAAUAUUGCAAGCUGAACUCCAUCGAUCAUGCCACCAAGCUCUUCUACUACACCCAAAACCCAAAUGUGUACCUUUACACUUCCCUCAUUGAUGGGUUUGUGUCCUUUGGCUCUUACACAGAUGCCAUCAACUUGUUUGGCCAAAUGGUUCGUGGGCAUAUUUUGGCUGAUAGGUAUGUAGUCACUGCGGUGUUGAAAGCGUGUGUGCUUCAACGAGCCUUGGGAAGUGGCAGAGAGGUUCAUGGGCUUGUUUUGAAAUAUGGGUUGAGUUUGGAUAGGUCCAUAGCGCUGAAGCUGGUUGAAUUGUAUGGGAAAUGUGGGAUCCUGGAGGAUGCGUGGAAGGUUUUUGAUGAAAUUCCUGAACGGGAUGUUGUAGCGAGUACCGUUAUGAUGGGUUCGUGUUUCGACUGUGGGAUGGUUGAGGAGGCGGUUGGGGUGUUCAAUGAGAUGAGGAGUCGGGACACGGUGUGCUGGACAUUGAUGAUUGAUGGGUUGGUAAGGAAUGGGGAGUUCAAUAGGGGGUUGGAGAUGUUUAGGGAGAUGCAAGUAAAGGGUGUGAGGCCAAAUGAGAUUACCUUUGUUUGUGUCUUGUCUGCGUGUUCACAGUUGGGAGCUUUGGAACUCGGGCGAUGGAUUCAUGCAUACUUGGGCAAGUGUGAUAUUGCGGUUAACUGGUUUGUUGCCGGCGCUUUGAUCAACAUGUAUUCGAGGUGUGGUGACAUAGAUGAGGCACAUGUUUUGUUUGACGGGGUGAAAGUGAAGGAUGUGUCAACUUAUAAUUCCAUGAUCGGGGGAUUGGCCAUGCAUGGAAAGAGCAUUGAAGCGGUUCAGUUGUUUAGGGAAAUGCUUACGCAGAGGGUUAGGCCAAACGGUAUAACAUUUGUUGGGGUUUUGAAUGCUUGCAGCCAUGGAGGGUUGGUGGAUUUGGGUUGUGAGAUAUUUCAAUCAAUGAAAAGGGUUCAUGGGAUUGAACCAGCAGUAGAACACUACGGCUGCUUGGUUGACAUUCUUGGCAGGGUAGGUAGGCUUGAAGAGGCCUUUGACUUCGUUCUGAGGAUGGGAGGACAAGCUGAUGAUAAAAUGCUUUGUUCUUUACUUAGUGCUUGUAAAAUCCACAGAAACAUAGAGAUAGGAGAAAAAGUUGCAAAUCUUUUGAGUGAACAUUCUGGGAUAGAUUCCGGAUCAUUCAUCAUGCUGUCGAAUUUCUAUGCUUCCUUGGGAAGAUGGAACAAUGCUGCAGAAGUUAGAGAAAAGAUGGAGAAGAGAGGAAUGAUAAAGGAACCAGGGUGUAGUUCUAUUGAAGUUAAUAAUGCAAUUCAUGAGUUUCUUUCAGGAGACCUUAGACACCCUGAGAGGAAAAAGAUCUACAAAAAGUUAGAGGAGUUGAACUAUUUGGCAAAGUUGGAAGGUUAUUCACCAGCAACUGAGGUGGCUUUACAUGAUAUUGAUGAUGAACAAAAGGAAUUGGCUUUGGCUGUACAUAGUGAGAGACUUGCAAUAUGCUAUGGACUAAUCUCAACUCGACCUUUCACAACACUUAGAGUUGGGAAAAAUUUAAGAAUAUGUGCUGAUUGCCACGCAAUGAUCAAGCUCAUUGCGAAGAUUACUAGGCGAAAAAUUGUGGUUAGAGAUCGCAAUAGAUUCCAUCAUUUUGAAAAUGGAGAUUGUUCUUGUGAUGAUUACUGGUGAAUAAUACUGAUUUUAGUAUAUAUUAGACGCAUAAUGAUUGAAACCUAGAAUUUGUUAAUAUAUCAUCCAUCUGUUUCGAUUUGACAGAAUUAUAUUA
Messenger RNA from Vigna radiata var. radiata (mung bean), 2168 nucleotides. RefSeq names its product putative pentatricopeptide repeat-containing protein At5g59200, chloroplastic. The record is from RefSeq and is a predicted model, not a curated record. Gene Ontology annotation, biological process: RNA modification. NCBI's taxonomy places the organism in Eukaryota, Viridiplantae, Streptophyta, Magnoliopsida, Fabales, Fabaceae. The transcript has a single exon. Bases 170 to 2071 code for a protein of 633 amino acids. Gene Ontology annotation, molecular function: RNA binding; protein binding; zinc ion binding.